This is a messenger RNA of Cheilinus undulatus (humphead wrasse), 3215 nucleotides long. RefSeq names its product nocturnin-like. Lineage: Eukaryota; Metazoa; Chordata; Actinopteri; Labriformes; Labridae. Gene Ontology annotation, molecular function: poly(A)-specific ribonuclease activity. The record is from RefSeq and is a predicted model, not a curated record. The transcript has 5 exons. Bases 1697 to 2878 code for a protein of 393 amino acids. Gene Ontology annotation, biological process: circadian rhythm.
UGUCCACCAAAAGUCUGAUGCCCAUUUUGGUCUCAUCAGACAACAUGGAGUCUCCCAUAUGCCUUUUGGUAAACUCUAGUCUAGGUAAAUGCUUUUUAUAGGCACUGUAUUUCUUAUCUGAAUUAGGUCUGCCAGCAUAACUAAAUUAAACACAGUGGAAAUAGGCCCAUAAUUAGUGCAUUUGUUUUUUAAAUUGCAUUAAUCACAUGCUUUAUUGUCCCUUUCAGCACACUAUGCUCCCUACCCCACAGUGAUGUAAAACCACCAUCUCUCCUUAAUAUCUUAUUUCACUUUUUAAAAAACUCACAGACGGCUCAGUGGACUAGUCCAAAGCCAUCUACGCCUUGUGCUAUCAAGCAUUUCUCUUUUUACUGUGCCUUUAUUUUCUUUUCAAUCCGUAUCAAGUGUCUUUUUCCGUGGUAAGUUAUGUCUAAUUUUGUACGUACCCAAAGUUCUUUUAUUUCAUUUCAAAAUAAAAGAAGGUCUAUACCCAAGCAGGAACUUGGAGCAGGAGUACCAUUAUUACAAGAUAGUUCAAAAAUCAAAAAUAGAAUACAAACAGCUUUAAAUACAAAUGGUGGAAUUUAAAAACGUGACAAAAACAGGAGGGUAAUUGCAAUGAACUAUUCUGAGAGUAUUCAUGAUUUGAAAAAAAAAAAAAAAAAAGAUAAUUUGACAGCCUAAUCUAAUCCCAAUAGCCUUAUAUUGUUUAGAGCACCACCUUUAUGAUUCUCCUUCUAUUAAUGAUUGUGUUAAAAACGUAUGUAGUGUACGCUAUUUAUCUGUCAAGCGGCAAUUCAUUUUGCAUAACUCAUAAUUAACAGACAUAAAUAGAAUACAAAAGUAUAUUUAUAGGAGGUUAAAUUAUGAACUAGUGACUGAAGCUGGUGAACUGAUUAAUUGACUAUAUAUAUACAAACUAGUUCAGACAGGUGUUUUUUCUUAAACCCUACCAUCAAAACUUCUUAAUGAGGUCUCAGACCACAGACUGGGGAUUGCUGCAUCUUACUUCAUUUCCAUCUCACGCACUGUUGUUGAUAUAAGUUUUUAAAAGCACAGUACAGCACAUGGAAAAUAACAGUGUUCAAUGGUGCAACAAUAGUAACGGAAAAUUGUGAUCAAAGUGUCUGUAACAUCACGCAAUCUCAGGAAGUUAUAAUUGUGAAAUGUGCACAGUCACUCGCUCACUCACAUCCUCUGGCCAAUUGUUCACUCAUGCUUUCAUUGUUGUAAAGAAAUUCAAUGGGAAGAGAUUAACAAGCUGUGAAUAAUUAAAAAUGAUCCUGACAUUUUGUGUCAUUUCCAAGUAAUUCAUACCAAUUAACGAUAGCAGUUCUCUAUCAGGCACACUCCCUGCUUGUGUAUAUGAGUGUGAGAGAGCAGCAGUCUGUGGUACGCAGUAUGUGCCUCUCUCCCUCACCAGCACAUGACCUGUAAUACUCCAUAUGGCCUGAUGACGUCUAAACUUCCUAAUCUCCCCCUCCCCAGCUCACUCUCUCUCUCCCUGAGGUUUUAUAGGCAGCAGUGAGGAGUGGGAAGUCAGAUGUCUGUGUUCACUCAGAGACAAACAUUUCUCACUGCCUGCUUUUGCAGUGAAAACAGAAAUCAGCUGAAUCUGUUAGUGUGACCGAAGGGUUAAAAGGAGGCAUUAAAGACAUUUAAUUCAAGUGCAGAGAGGACAGAGCGGUGAACAGUGAUGGAGACUAUGGUGUGUCCGAUGGGUGGGGGGGCCACCAGGCUGUACAGCAUCCUGACUCCCACACUCAGUGGCAGGUCACCUCUCCCACUCCCUCCAGACCAUCUGGGACCAUGCCAGCCUGUGGACGCAAAUCUGGAUCCAGUUUUCUGCCAGGAGCAGAAUGGCUCCCCUUUAUGUCCCCCUGAUCCAGCAGACCUGCUCCGACAAUGCAAGGAGGCCCUCAGAGACAGACCACCACGCAUUCAUAGGAAGUUCACUUACCUCAAUGAUGAAAACAGCGCCCCCAGCAGCCCUAUUAGGGUGAUGCAAUGGAACAUACUGGCUCAAGCUCUUGGCGAGGGACUUGACGGUUUUGUCCAGUGUCCCAUGGAGGCUCUCAGCUGGUCCAGAAGGAAGUACCUCCUAUUGGAGGAGAUCCUCACCUACCGACCUCAUAUCCUGUGUCUGCAGGAAGUCGACCAUUACUAUGACACCUUCCAGCCAGUCUUGGCAGGCCUGGGUUACAGCAGCAACUUUUGCCCUAAACCCUGGUCACCUUGUCUGGAUGUGGAGGGCAACAACGGGCCAGAUGGCUGUGCGCUGUUUUUUGAUCAGUCUAGAUUCGAGUUUCUGGACAGCGUGAGCAUAAGGCUCUCUGCGAUGAGAAUUCCAACCAAUCAGGUUGCUGUGGUGACAAUGCUACGUUGUCGGGGUACAGGAAGAUGUCUGUGCGUGGCUGUGACCCACUUAAAGGCACGUUCUGGCUGGGAGUGGCUCCGCAGCGCCCAAGGUACUGACCUCUUGCGACACCUCCAGAAUCUAGUACAGAAGCAUCCCACAGAGCCUAUGGGUGCCCCCAACACUGACAUUCCCCUCCUAGUGUGUGGUGAUUUUAACGCAGUCCCAACUGAGGAGGUGUACCGACGUUUCGCUACGUCAACUCUUGGGUUGGACUCAGCAUAUAAAAAACUCAGCCAGGACGGUUUGACUGAGCCGGAGUACACGACGUGGAAGAUCAGGCCUACAGGGGAAUGUUGUACCACUCUGGACUACAUCUGGUACAGUCAGGACUCUCUGAGAGUGGACACAGUGUUGGACAUGCCCACAGAGGAACAGAUUGGGCCAAACAGACUCCCGUCCUUUAGUUAUCCCUCCGACCAUCUUUCUCUGGUUUGUGACUUGAGCUUCAAAGAGGAGUGAAGAGGAAAUGAUGGACCAGCACACAGGAAGGGAAUGAGAAUCCUGAAUGCAUCUUGGUGUGUAGAUGAGGAUGAUGACAGGACUGAGAUUUCAAACUGCAAUUUUUAAUUCAGAGUGACUGACAACUAAGUGUUUUUGCUUUAUGUAUGUGAGGUUUAUACCUAAAGCCUUUUGCUGCUGCAAAGUAGUAAUAUGUAGAUUCAAAUGCUCUUUAUUGGCUGGAAUUAAAGGGUCUGUUCAGUCCAGUUUUUAUUGGUAAAAGUAUUAUCUGCAUCUGCAAAUAAAUGUAAUUUUGUAUGUGCUGCCGACAGCAUUGAAUAAUAAACCUGAAAUUGUA